This is a messenger RNA of Closterium sp. NIES-65, 753 nucleotides long. The record is from the annotation of a GenBank genome assembly. NCBI's taxonomy places the organism in Eukaryota, Viridiplantae, Streptophyta, Zygnematophyceae, Desmidiales, Closteriaceae.
AUGCCGUACACGUACUAUCCUGUGUACGAAUUCGAUGUAACGGCUGGCAGGAGCGAGUACGAUCGGGGGGUGAGCACCUUCUCGCCCGAGGGGCGGCUGUUCCAAGUGGAGUAUGCCAUUGAGGCCAUCAAGUUGGGUUCAACGGCGGUUGGCAUUCAGACCAAGGAGGGCGUGGUGCUGGCGGUGGAGAAGAGAAUAACCUCGCCGCUGCUGGAGCCGCGCAGUGUGGAGAAGAUCAUGGAGGUGGAUUCACACAUCGGAGCCGCCAUGAGUGGUCUCACAGCGGAUGCACGCACUCUCAUCCACCACGGCCGCAUUCAGACUCAGUCGCACCGCUUCUCGUACAACGAGCCCAUGCUGGUAGAGUCGUGUACUCAGGCGCUCUGCGACCUCUCCCUGAAGUUUGGAGAGGGGGGAGAUGAUAGCAUGAGCCGCCCAUUUGGAGUGGCUCUGCUGAUUGCCGGAGUCGACAAAUACGGCCCUUGCCUGUACCACACGGAUCCAUCAGGCACGUUCGUGCGUUACGAUGCCAAGGCCAUUGGGGCCGGCACUGAGGGCGCACAGGCGAACCUACAGGACAGCUACAACAAGGACAUGAGCCUGGAGGAAGCAGAGACGCUGGCACUGUCCACUCUUAAGCAAGUCAUGGAAGAGAAGGUGUCAGCUACGAAUGUAGACAUCGCAAAAGUUGCACCAACAUACCACCUGUACACCAAGGAGGAGGUCGAGCAAGUUAUUGCACGAGCUGCAUAA